Molecule: messenger RNA, 2372 nt
Organism: Condylura cristata (star-nosed mole)
Lineage: Eukaryota; Metazoa; Chordata; Mammalia; Eulipotyphla; Talpidae
Gene: SLC26A7
Product: solute carrier family 26 (anion exchanger), member 7
Exons: 18
Coding region: 111-2090 (659 amino acids)
Biological process (GO): transmembrane transport
Cellular component (GO): membrane
Molecular function (GO): sulfate transmembrane transporter activity; oxalate transmembrane transporter activity; bicarbonate transmembrane transporter activity
Source: RefSeq, a predicted model, not a curated record
UUGACAUUGUAAACCACAGACGAAUUGAAGUCUGGCAUUGAAAGGAGGUGUUCUGCAACUUUUUUUUUUUUGUCUAAAGAAGUUUGCUUCUACAAGAGUGAAUCUGAAAAAUGACAGGGGCAAAAAGGAAAAAGAAAAGCGUGCUCUGGAGCAAGAUGCAUACCCCUCAUUGUGAAGAUAUUAAGCAGUGGUGCAGAAGGCGGCUACCGAUUUUGGAAUGGGCACCACAUUACAAUCUGAAAGAAAAUUUGCUUCCAGAUACCGUGUCUGGGUUUAUGUUGGCUGUUCAACAGGUAACACAAGGGUUGUCCUUUGCUAUUCUGUCAUCUGUGCAUCCAGUGUUUGGCUUGUAUGGGUCUCUGUUUCCUGUCAUCAUUUAUGCCAUAUUUGGAAUGGGACGUCAUGUUGCCACAGGCACUUCUGCUUUGACAUCCCUAAUAUCAGCCAAGGCAGUGGAACGGCUUGUCCCUCUGAGCAGCCAGAACUUCACUACACAGAGUAACUUAAGUGUGCUGGGAUUGUCUGACUUUGAGCUGCAGAGAAUUGGUGUUGCUGCAGCUGUGUCUUUCUUGGGCGGUGUGAUUCAGGUGGCCAUGUUUGUGCUUCAGCUGGGCCAUGCCACAUUCCUGCUCACUGAGCCUGUGAUCAGCGCCAUGACAACCGGGGCUGCCACCCACGUUGUGACGUCACAAGUCAAGUAUCUCCUGGGAAUCAAAAUGCCAUAUAUAUCUGGACCACUUGGAUUCUUCUACGUGAGUCUUCCAUAUAUCUAUGUCUUUGAAAACAUCAGGUCUGUCCGAUUGGAAGCUUUGCUCUUAUCCUUGCUGAGUAUUGUGGUGCUUGUUCUGGUUAAAGAGCUAAAUGAACAAUUUAAAAGGAAAAUUAAAGUUGUUCUUCCUGUCGAUUUAGUUUUGAUUAUUGCUGCAUCAUUUGCUUGUUAUUGUACUAAUAUGGAAAACACAUAUGGAUUAGAAGUAGUUGGUCAUAUUCCAAAAGGAAUUCCUCCCCCUCGAGCCCCUCCUAUGAACGUCCUCUCUGCAGUCAUCACUGAAGCUUUUGGGGUGGCACUUGUAGGCUAUGUGGCCUCACUGGCUCUAGCUCAAGGAUCUGCCAAAAAAUUCAAAUAUUCGGUUGAUGACAACCAGGAAUUUUUGGCCCAUGGUCUCAGCAACGUGAUCCCUUCAUUUUUCUUCUGUAUACCAAAUGCUGCUGCCCUGGGAAGGACUGCAGGUCUCUACAGCACCGGAGCAAAGACUCAGGUGGCUUGUCUGAUAUCUUGCAUUUUUGUCCUGAUUGUCAUCUAUGCAAUAGGACCUUUGCUUUACUGGCUGCCCAUGUGUGUUCUUGCAAGUAUCAUUGUUGUGGGAUUGAAGGGGAUGUUAAUACAAUUUCGGGAUUUAAAAAAAUAUUGGAAUGUGGAUAAAAUUGACUGGGGCAUCUGGGUCAGUACUUAUGUGUUUACAAUAUGCUUUGCUGCCAACGUGGGGCUGCUGUUUGGAGUGAUGGGUACCAUUGCCAUUGUGAUCGGUCGCUUUCCAAGAUCAAAGACUCUCAUUAUAAGGGACAUGAAAGAAAUGGAAUUUAAAAUGAAGACAGAAACAGAUGAUGAAACACUGCAGAAGGUGAAAAUUAUCUCAAUAAACAACCCACUUGUUUUCCUGAAUGCAAAGAAGUUUCAUAUUGAUCUAAUGAACAUUAUCCAAAAGGAAAAUGCCAACAAUCAGCACCUUGAUGAUACAAGCAAGUGUGAACAAAACACCUUGCUCAAUUCUCUAUCCAAUGGCAACUGCAAUGAAGAAACUUCACAGCCCUGCCCGAAUGAGAAGUGUUCGCUCAUCCUGGAUUGCAGUGGGUUGACCUUUUUUGACUAUUCCGGGGUCUCCAUGCUUAUUGAGGUUUACAUGGACUGCAAGAACAGGAGUGUGGAUGUAUCAUUAGCUCAUUGCACAGCUUCCUUGAUAAAAGCAAUGAACUACUGUGGAAACCUAGACUUAGAGAAACCAAUAUUUUUUGAAUCGGUAUCUGCUGCAAUAAGUAACAUUCAUUCAAAUAAGAAUUUAAACAAACUCAGUGACCACAGUGAAGUCUGAGAGAGUCAUUUACUGCAGUACAUCUAUUGUUUUUGGCAACUACCCUGGGGCAGCCAUAUACAUACUCUAGCAUUUUGCACAAUUCUUUUAUUGCUGUUGUUUGGAUCCUAUAGGUGACUUCUAAUGCAAGAAAGAUGAUGUGGCCUAGUAACCACAUAGCCACUGGUCAAGAUUUACCGAUAAUCUUUUCUAAUUUUGCUAUAAUAAGCAAAAUCACUUAAUAGGUUGUUGUAGAAUUGUUUUAUAAAAAUUGGUGAGCAUUUAGUUUGAGUUAACUCAAAU